UUCAUAAAGCUUCAUUUGAGCCAAACGUUCACAGAGAGGAAAUAACACUCAGAGAGAUGUUAAACCCAGUAAAUUCACAUAAUCUUAUAUUUUUUGUGAACGGAAGGAAGAUUGUUGAGGAAAAUGGAGAUCCUGAGGAGUUGCUCCUACCCUACUUAAGGAAGAAACUUCUUCUCACAGGAACAAAAUAUGGAUGUGGAGGUGGAGCAUGUGGUGCUUGUACAGUAAUGGUUUCAACCAUCCAUCCUGUCUCAAAGAAGAUCCUACAUUUCUCAGCCAAUGCCUGCCUACUGCCAAUAUGCUCUCUGCAUGGUGCAGCUGUCACAACCAUCGAGGGCAUUGGAAGCACAACAACCAAGUUACAUCCUGUGCAGGAGAGAAUAGCUAAAGCCCACGGUUCUCAGUGUGGUUUCUGUACUCCUGGGAUGGUGAUGUCUGUAUAUAGCUUACUAAGGAACCAUCCAGAACCCACCAUGGCACAGAUAUAUGAAAGCCUAGGAGGUAAUCUCUGUCGCUGUACUGGAUACAGGCCAAUAGUGGAUGGAUGCCGAACUUUCUGUAAUAAAUCUGAUUGUUGCCAAGCCAAAGACAAUGGGCCGUGUGUUGUGAAUGGGGCGGAAAAGAUUUCUACUUCUGAUGCAGUAGAUAAUAUUCUCACAGGUUUGUUCAAAGAAGAACAUUUUUUACCACUUGAUCCAACACAGGAAUUAAUAUUUCCCCCUGAAUUACUGUUAAUGGAUAAAGAAAAAAAAGAAAAACUCAUUUUCCAAGGGGGCCGUAUGACUUGGAUAUCACCUUCCAGUCUCCAAGAACUUCUGCAGCUGAAAGCAAUGUAUCCAAAGGCCCCACUUGUUGUCGGAAACACCAUCGUGGGUCCUGAAAUGAAGUUCAGAGGAAUUUUUCAUCCUGUUAUAAUUUCCCCUACAAGAAUACUGGAGCUCAAUUUAGUGAUUCAUAAGGAUGAUGGAAUAACAAUAGGGGCAGCUUGCAGCCUGACAGUGUUGAAAGAAGCUCUAAAGGAAAUUGUCUCCCAACAGCCAGAGGAAAAUACCAAAUUAUUUCAUGUCCUUCUAAAGCAACUUGAAACACUUGGAGGGCCACAGAUAAGGAACACAGCAUCUCUAGGAGGAAAUAUCAUAAGCCGUUCUCCGACAUCUGAUCUAAACCCAAUUCUGGCUGCAGGCAACUGCAUUCUAUCUGUGGCAGCAAUAGAUGGAACUCGACAGAUUCCUUUGGAUGAGGAAUUUUUUGCUCAAUCGUUGAAGGCUGAAGAGAUUCUAGUAUCUGUUCAUAUACCUUAUUCCAAGAAGGGGGAUCAUAUAUCCGUAUUCAGACAGGCCCAGAGACGUGAGAAUGCAUUGCCUAUUGUCACUGCUGGAAUGAAAGUUCAGUUUGAAGACAACUCUGACAUCAUUAAAGUUAUUCGUAUCUUCUAUGGCGGUGUUGGGCCAACCACAGUUUAUGCAAAGGCCACAUGUCAGGCUCUGAUAGGAAAGCACUGGGAUGAUCACAUGCUAAGUGAAGCCUGCCGACUCAUGGUGAAUGAGAUUACCCUCUCUCCUUCAGCCCCAGGCGGGAUGGUCGAAUACCGCAGGACUCUGACUGUCAGCUUUUUUUUCAAAUUCUACCUUGAGGUGUUACAAAGACUAAACCGCAUGGGCACCCGUUAUUCAGACAUCAGUGCUCUUAACAGUUUUGAAACAUUAUGCAAUGAAAAUGUCCAGAUGUACCAGGAUGUAUCUUCAUGUCAGUCAACGCAAGAUCCCACUGGACGGCCUAUCAUGCAUUAUUCUGGGAUAAAACAUGCGACUGGCGAGGCUGUGUACUGCGAUGACAUGCCCUGUGUAGAUGGGGAACUGUUUUUGCAUUUUGUCACCAGCACAAGGGCUCAUGCAAAAAUUGUGUCACUGGAUUUCUCUGAAGCCUUGGCCCAGCCCGGAGUGGUAGAUGUUAUAACAGCAGACGAUUGUCCAGGUGCAUGCAAAUCGAUGUUUGAAGAAGUGGCGGCGCCCUUACUGGCAAAAGAACAGGCACUUUGUGUGGGUCAGCUGAUCUGUGCAGUUUUGGCUGAUACUCCUGCGCGAGCUAAAAAGGCAGCUGCUGCAGUUAAAGUGGUGUAUGAGAAUCUGGAGCCAGUCAUUGUAACCAUUCAGGAAGCCAUUGAACACAAUUCAUUCUUUAAGCCACAAAGAAAGCUGGAGAAUGGAAAUGUGGAAGAAGCAUUUAAAUCUGCCGAUCAAGUACAUGAAGGUGAAAUUUACAUUGGAGGACAGGAGCAUUUCUAUAUGGAGACCCAGAGUAUUCGUGUUUUGCCUAAGGGAGAGGACAAAGAGAUGGACGUGUAUGUGUCUACGCAGGAUCCAACCUAUAUUCAGAAUCUUAUAGCAACAAUACUGAACGUGCCCUCAAACAGGAUAACGUGCCAUGUGAAAAGGGUUGGAGGAGCUUUCGGAGGCAAAACCACAAAGACAGCAAACAUUGCAGGAAUCAUUGCUGUAGCAGCAAACAAGGUGCGGCGGGCUGUUCGGUGUGUUUUGGAGCGUGGAGAUGAUAUGUUAAUAACAGGAGGCAGACAUCCCUUCCUUGGGAAAUAUAAAGUGGGAUUCAUGAACGACGGGCAGAUUACAGCAGUGGAUGUGUCUUACUUCAGUAAUGCUGGGUGUACCCCUGAUGACUCUGUUCUUGUUGUAGAGAUUGCACUGAUGUCCAUGGAUAGUGCCUACAGGCUGCCCAAUGUGCGAUGUACUGGGACUGCCUGCAAGACAAACCUCCCCUCAAACACUGCCUUUCGAGGAUUUGGGUACCCACAGGCUGCCUUUGUCACAGAAACAUGGAUCAGCGAAGUGGCUUUGAAGUGUGGAAUUCCACCUGAAAAGGUCAGGGAAAUGAAUCUUCAUAAGAAUAUCAGCCAAACUCAUUUCAGGCAAGAUAUACUAUCCAGGACUCUGGAAAUGUGUUGGAACGAAUGCAUGGAGAAGUCUUCCUACAACAACAGAAGACUGGCUAUCGAGAAUUUUAAUAAAAAUAAUUAUUGGAAGAAAAAGGGCCUUGCCAUUAUUCCUAUGAAAUUUCCUAUCGGAGCUCCAGUAAAGUUCUUUGGGCAGGCCGCAGCUCUUGUCCAUAUCUACUUGGAUGGAUCAGUGCUGGUGACCCAUGGUGGAAUAGAGAUGGGGCAAGGAGUUCAUACAAAGAUUAUGCAGAUUGCCAGCCGUGAGUUGGGCAUCCCUCUAUCAUACAUACAUGUCUGUGAGACCAACACAAGUUCUGUCCCAAACACUCAGGUGUCUGGAGGCUCCCUAGGGACAGAUGUCAACGGCAUGGCGGUGAAGAAUGCAUGUGAAAUCCUCACGGAACGCCUUCUGCCAAUAAAAACUUGCAACUCUAAAGGUUCCUGGAAGGACUGGGUAAAUGAAGCCUAUAUGCAGUCAAUCAGCCUCUCAGCUACAGGAUUCUGCAGGUCCUUUGAAAGAGAAUUAAAUUGGGAGACAGGAGAGGGCAACCCAAUCCACUACUGUGUGUAUGGAGUUGCUUGCUCUGAGGUAGAAAUUGACUGUCUCACUGGAGAUCACAAGAACCUCAGGACAGACAUCGUUAUAGAUUUUGGAUGCAGCAUCAACCCAGCUGUGGAUAUUGGACAGAUUGAAGGUGCAUUUGUGCAAGGUCUUGGACUAUUUACAAUGGAAGAGCUCAAGUUUUCUCCAAAUGGAGUGCUCUACACCCGUGGCCCAGCUCAAUAUAAAAUCCCUUCUGUUCGUGACAUCCCUGAACAAUUUAAUGUGUCGCUGCUGCCCAAUGUUCCCAACAGCUAUGCCAUAUACUCUUCAAAGGGAGUUGGAGAGCCAGCUUUGUUUUUGGGGUCCUCUAUCUACUUUGCUAUAAAGGAUGCAGUGUUAUCGGCCCGAAGAGAAAGAGGGAUGUCUGAGCUCUUUACAUUGAACAGCCCAGCAACUACAGAGAAGAUAAGAAUGGCUUGUGGGGACCAGUUCACAGACAUGAUCCCACGGAAUGUCCCUGGCUCAUUUGUGCCCUGGGCUGCUGAUGUAUAAUCGGAACAUGUGCCUUUAUAUCAAUACAAUCAGCAAAAUGCAGUCUUUCUCACUAUUACCAAAAUACAUAUACAAUGCCUAUUUACAUCUGCUAAAAUAUUUCAUAUAGUUUGAAAGUGUAUUAAUGUUAACUAGCUGAGGCUUUGUAAGUCAACAUUUUCUUCACAUUUUAAAUUGUAACUAUCAAUUUACUGUAAUCUGUUUAGUGUGGUUAUGUAGAGUCUCCUCUGUCUGUUUUAAACCAUUUCUGCUCAACUACAAAAGAAAUACUUGAGAGUAUAAGUUUUAUUUAAGGGCAUAUUGGCAUCCAGUGUGAACAUGGGCUUGCUGGUUUGCCAGUUUUAUGAGUUAUUUAGAUAUACCUCUCAACUAUCCCAUUUUUUUUUUUUAGUCCUGAUUUUGACAGCUCAACCCACAGUCCCGGAUUGUUAGUGAAAUGUCCUGAAUUUCUCUUUGAUCUCCUGCACCGAACAACCAGACAAGCUUUUGGCAGAGAGCCCAGAAUAUGUGGCAGUUGUAUUUAGAUACAUUUGUAACUAUUUAAGAUAAGCAGGUCUCUUGUGAGAACUGAGACUCACAGCUUAAAGGGCACCUGUUGCCAAAAAAUAUCUCCAAACAAAGGUGCAGGCUAAUAUAGCUUGGAUUCCAGUUGGGGGUAACAGUAGUUUUUUUGUUUAAAUCACCCCCAGCCAGCACUAGGCCACCUUCACCUGAAGGGAGCUCACAAAUGAGAAUUAUGAGUGAAUGUCGCAAAUUGCUCAUUAUGCGCAUGUGAGUGACCUCAGAAGCGCAUUAUGCACAUGCGCUAUGUGCCCGGUGGGCCAGUCCGACACUACCUGAAGGCCAAUGGAGGGAUUAUUUGAAAUUUGAGAUCCCUCAUUUUUCACACUAAAUUAGAACAUUAAAAAAUCACAAAUUAAAGAAAAAGUACACAUUUCAUGCAAGUAAAUAAUAUAAGCCUCAUAUACGACCAAAAGUGCAGACUACAAAAAUGGAAGUAAAUUCAUGCACAUAUUGAUGCUAUUCAUAAAAGAUACUUGCACCAAAACCAGUUCCUUGUACGUAACAACUUGAAUUACCACUGUCCUGGACCUGGAGGUAGUUCCAAGGUUCCCACAGCAGGUUAUAUCAAUAGCCGACAAACAAAUUUCACGCUAAUGCCACACGCACAUGUCACCGUGCACCGGGCAAUCAACACGUAGGCCAGGGAGUGCGAGAGGAGCUUCUAUCUGAACACACAAUGAUGUGCCAGAAGUUAUACCAGCAUCACACUGACAAUGCUAGCCUGCAUUCUAUGCCACAAUACCUUUUAGAUAUACGCUAAAUCCAGAAUGAGAUGCCAGGAUUAUUAUAUAUCUAUCACCUGUAUCCUUAACUUUCAGCUGAAUUCAAUAAAAUAUGAAUAUACUAAUUGUGA
Molecule: messenger RNA, 5463 nt
Organism: Xenopus laevis (African clawed frog)
Lineage: Eukaryota; Metazoa; Chordata; Amphibia; Anura; Pipidae
Gene: aox1.L
Product: aldehyde oxidase
Exons: 35
Coding region: 57-4046 (1329 amino acids)
Source: RefSeq, a predicted model, not a curated record